CAUUCCAAAGAAUCGUGAGCGUAUUUCACAAUGAAAAGACAAACCUUGCUCUCUUUUAUGACAUUUGUUACCGCUCAGUGGAUUCCCGCGACUAGCAGCAUUGAAAUCGGUGUGCAGUAUAACAUGACAGAGUAUUGGAAAAUGCCGGCCCUAUUUCAGUACGAAAGCAUCGAAGACUGCCUCAGAUCCAAUCCGGCUGGAGUUUUCUGUGUUGUGAAAAGUGUGGUGAAACCUGACGAACGAUCGUCGAUUUGGAGAACUAUUGAAGAAUAUUCACAAUACCCAUUUCAGCAUCAACAUAGUAUUCUGACCCGUGGUGUCUGUUUGGAGCAAUGCGAAGAAUUAGUGAAAACAUUAUCCGAUCAGCAAAGGGCGCAGUUUUUGCAGCCCAAGUUCGAUAUUAAGUAUAAGGUAAAUAAUGUUACCAUCAGUCCUCUAAUCACGAUCAAUCAUUAAGGGGUUACAUCACU
Topomyia yanbarensis is the source of this 470-nucleotide messenger RNA. RefSeq lists its product as uncharacterized. The transcript has 3 exons. Bases 31 to 456 code for a protein of 141 amino acids. Lineage: Eukaryota; Metazoa; Arthropoda; Insecta; Diptera; Culicidae. The record is from RefSeq and is a predicted model, not a curated record.